Messenger RNA from Spea bombifrons (plains spadefoot toad), 1418 nucleotides. RefSeq names its product transcription factor EC (gene TFEC). Gene Ontology annotation, molecular function: DNA-binding transcription factor activity, RNA polymerase II-specific; RNA polymerase II cis-regulatory region sequence-specific DNA binding; protein dimerization activity. The record is from RefSeq and is a predicted model, not a curated record. NCBI's taxonomy places the organism in Eukaryota, Metazoa, Chordata, Amphibia, Anura, Pelobatidae. Gene Ontology annotation, cellular component: nucleus. The transcript has 8 exons. Gene Ontology annotation, biological process: regulation of transcription by RNA polymerase II. Bases 1 to 1131 code for a protein of 376 amino acids.
AUGGUAACACUGGUGCAAAUUCAGUCUUUUCCGGUUCAGACACAUCUUGAUAACCCAACAAAGUACCAUAUACAACAAACACAAAGGCAGCAAGUAAAACAGUACCUAACCCUUGGAACAAAAUGUUCUGCACAGGCUAUUGCAUAUUCCCAUUCACACUGUGGUCAACCCACAGGAGUCAACCCAGAGAUAAGGAAUGGACACAUGUCUCCCUCUACAGAGAAUUGCACUAUUGAUGGUUCGGUUACCAAGUUAUUAGCUCUGGGAGCCGGACGAGAAAAUGAGAUGGAAGAUGUUAUUGAGGACAUCAUUAGUCUGGAAUCAAGUUUUAAUGAUGAUGGAUUGAACUGUACAGAACAGACAUUAUUGAUGCCAAGUGGUCUUCCACUACCAAGUAACCUUUUGGAUGUUUACAACAGUGACCAAGGCAUUCCGGGCUCCAACAUGGGACUUUCCAAUACUUCUUGUCCAACUGGUAUAGGUGUGAAAAGGGAAGUUACAGAUACAAGAGCCAUGGCAAAGGAAAGGCAAAAGAAGGACAAUCAUAACCUCAUUGAACGACGCAGACGAUAUAAUAUUAACUACAGGAUUAAAGAACUUGGCACACUGAUCCCAAAGUCAAAUGAUCCUGAUAUGCGCUGGAACAAAGGAACUAUUUUGAAAGCUUCGGUAGAAUACAUCAAGUGGCUCCAAAAAGAACAACAAAGGGGAAGAGAAUUAGAACUCCGGCAGAAAAAAUUAGAACAAGCCAACAGACGAUUGCUGCUUCGUAUUCAGGAACUUGAAAUCCAGGCCCGGGCUAAUGGUCUUCCAAUACCAGCCUUAUGUACAGUAGAACUAGCAUCACAAGUCAUCAAACAACAAUCCUACGGAGAAGAUGUUUCAGAAGACUACUCUCAUCAGAUUCCUUUGUCACUUGGACACAACACUGACCUGUGUGAUGGAUCCAAUGCCUUCUCUGAUCCACUUUCACACUUCACAGAUUUAUCAUUCAGUGCUGCUUUAAAAGAACAAAUGUUAGAAGAGUUUUCUCCUUUUGGAACAGACCCCUUCUUGUCUGCAACAUCACCUGACCUUUCGAAAGGAAGCAGCAGAAGAAGCAGUUUCAGCACAGAUGAUGAUGAUCUUUGAGGAAAACAUCAAUAUCAAAGAAACACAAAUGUAUUUAAAUCAUUUUUGUGAUUAUAAGAAGGCUAUAAUUAUUUUUUUUCGUGAAAAAUGUAACAGUUCUGUACAUAUUGAUUAGUUUAACAUAACAUCCUAUAUGAUAUGGGUUUAAAAACUGCAAUCAUGUAAAAAAAUCACUGAAACCUAGGCUCUCAUAAGUCUCUAAUAGCAGCUAAGAGGGAAAUGUAGCAUCAUUAAAUUGUUCACCAUGCACAUCUAAGUUGUCUUUCAUGGCAAAUUAAGCUCAGCCA